This is a messenger RNA of Trichophyton rubrum CBS 118892, 3759 nucleotides long. RefSeq lists its product as uncharacterized. Gene Ontology annotation, cellular component: intracellular membrane-bounded organelle; membrane; nuclear envelope. Gene Ontology annotation, biological process: piecemeal microautophagy of the nucleus; endocytosis; exocytosis. The record is from RefSeq and is a predicted model, not a curated record. Gene Ontology annotation, molecular function: sterol binding; protein binding. The coding region runs from base 1 to 3759 and encodes 1252 amino acids. NCBI's taxonomy places the organism in Eukaryota, Fungi, Ascomycota, Eurotiomycetes, Onygenales, Arthrodermataceae. The transcript has 5 exons.
AUGGUGGACAAGACGGAAGGACACAAACGCUCAAAGAGCGCUCUUGCACUCUCCAUCCUUCAUCGAGACAAAUCAAAAAGUGACGAUAACAAGGAGGACGGCGCUACAUCCCCUAACAAUGGUUCUCCUGUUUCUUCGUCUUCUUCCUCGCCUCGAGAAUCCCGCCACUCGCAUUCAGCAUCCAUGAUUAGUCUGCGGUCUUCAAAGCGCAAGGCAGCGCAAGACAACGGUGGUAAUAACACUACAAAUAUUGGCAACUGCCCUGAAAUUCCAGAGGGCAGUGUCCAGGAAGAGAUGGAAGAGUCUCGCCCGCGUCAUUCUACCGCUGAAGCUGGCCAUGAUAGUAGUAGUAUCAGUUUGGAUCAGAGCGUGCGGACAUUCAGGCUGUUUGAAGUCCUGCGGAGUGGAGAUACCAAUGCCAUUACUAAGGCUGUCAAAGAAUAUCAGGAAUCAAGCGGCCAAGAGGGCGCUACCCUCGGCACAAGCAUUCUACACUUGGCCAUCCAGUGUGCAGACCCUCAAGUUGUUGAAUUUGUACUAGCCUCCGUGGACGAUGCAGGAAUCAACGCUCGUGACCGCGAAGGCAAUACUCCUCUUCACCUUGCUGCGCAGUUAGGCAGACUACCUGUAGUUCGAGAGUUGUUGGAACGCCCUGCCAUUAACGACGCUGCGACCAAUUUUCAAGGGCAGACACCACUUGAUCUUGCUCGUAACCCCGACAUCUUCCAGCAUCUUCAACUCGCUCGGUCUUUGUUCGUUGACACCAAGACCAGAGAAAUACAGUCUUUGGUCGGCCAGGAGGAUUAUGAAAAACUAGAACGGGUCCUUGUUGAGCCUCGAGUCCAAGGGAUGGUUGACAUGAAUGCCCCUGAGCUUGUCACAGACCGCACCACCUAUCUGUCUGGUGGUACACUGCUGCAUGAAGCCGUACGAAAGAAGGACACAAAAUUGAUCCAGGUUCUUCUCAUGCAUGGCGCUGACCCUUUCCGCAGAGAUAGAAAGGGUAAGCUCCCCCAAGACAUUACCAAGGAUGACCGAAUACGCUCGUUUGUGAAGAAGUCACCCGCAGCGGUCAUGGCUCAGCGUGGAAUACAAGAAAAGGCUAUUCUGGGGAACAACUUCGCCCAGGGAUCCGGUGAGGUUUUCAUCGGAGGAAAAGACGCGAGGGAGAUCAAAGGAUAUUUGAAGAAGUGGACAAAUUAUACAACUGGCUAUAAGCUACGCUGGUUUGUUCUAGAGGACGGUGUCCUCAGCUACUAUAAACACCAGGAUGAUGCCGGUUCUGCCUGCCGUGGUGCAAUCAACAUGCGUAUUGCAAAACUGAACAUGGACGCCCAGGAUAAGACGAGGUUUGAAAUCCUGGGGAAGUCCUCAGUCAAAUAUCACCUCAAAGCAAACCACGUUGUCGAAGCAAAACGUUGGUUCUGGGCGCUUAAUAAUGCCAUCCAGUGGGCGAAGGAUGAAGCAAAAGAAAGUGACAAACGACGGACAAAGGAUGUUGAGGUGCUUCGACAGGCCAGGAUGGAACAGAUCGAGAGGCAGGACCAGGAUACCAUGAGCACGGCUGGGAGUAAGCUGAAUGAUAAAACCCUCGCGCCUCCUGCAGCGUCCUUUGGUAGCACCACUACUCCCAGCGGAUCGAAGUUGAGCCUACAAAUUUCUCGAGGUGGAACAGAUAAUGGUUUCGGAGACGAUGAGGGCUCAGUCACCGGGGUCAACGACCUUAGUACUUCACAGUCCAACAUGGCCAGAGUGAUUAGCCAUGUGACCACUAACACGGCUGAAGGUGAUGGUGAAGAUGACUAUGCUGAUUACACAAGCAGUCGUGAAAUACGACCAGCUUCAGACAAAGAUGCCUUUAGCAUUACGGCACAGUCUGUUCGCCUCCAACUAGAUAUUCUACGUGGUGUUUCCUCGGCUAUAAAUGCCGAAAAGGCAAAGAAUCCAUCAGUGACAUUGUCCGAUCCUACCAUUGCCCAGGGUUUAACGACUUAUGGAAGAGCAGUUGAUACUCUAAACUCACUAAUUGUCGAUUUACUCAAAAUCAGCAGAGACAGGGACGCUUACUGGCAAUACCGUUUGGACCGAGAGGCGGAUGCUAGAAAGAUGUGGGAAGAUAGCAUGGCUCGAGUUGCGCGGGAACACGAGGACCUGCAGAACAGAAUGGGUGAAAGUGAAGAUAAACGACGCCGAACAAAGAAGGCCCUAAGAGAAGCAUUAGAAAACGUUUCAGUGCCACAAAGCCGAAGGCUAAGCCAAACUGUUCCCCCGUCACAGGUGUGGACCUCGGAUGCUGUAGCAGUGGUCCAGGAAAGCAAAGCAGAGAAACAGCCCGAACAGACUGAAGAAGCCCCGUCUCCUGGAUUAUUACGUAAGAAGACAGUGCUAGAGGAAAUGAAUCUGUCUGAUAGUGAUUCGGACGAUGAAGAAGAGUUCUUCGACGCCAUAGAUGCUGGCGACGUUGAAGUUGUCGUUCCAACGAAAGAAGAAAAAAUACAGCUUGACGAAUCUAGUGCUCGGGCGAAGAAGGAAUCAGAAAUUGCACCUUCGUUCAAAGGAUAUGAGGAUGAAAUCAGAAAACGGCUUAAAAUGGAGGCUGAUGAUCGCCCGAAAGUUUCUCUAUGGGGUAUCCUGAAAUCUAUGAUUGGAAAGGACAUGACUAAGAUGACUCUUCCCGUGUCAUUCAACGAGCCAACAUCCCUUCUCCAGCGCGUUGCCGAGGACAUGGAAUACACUGAUCUUAUCGAUACUGCUGCCGACCGCCCAGAUUCCCUGGAGAGAAUGGUUUAUGUGGCUGCAUUUGCUGCCAGUGAAUAUGCCUCGACUAUCGGGCGGGUUGCAAAGCCAUUCAAUCCUCUCUUGGGUGAAACUUAUGAAUAUGCCCGACCUGACAAGGGAUAUCGCUUCUUCGUUGAGCAGGUUAGCCAUCAUCCACCUAUCGGUGCGGCCUACGCCGAGUCACCUAGAUGGGAUUACUAUGGUGAAUCUGCUGUGAAAUCCAAGUUCUACGGUAAAUCAUUCGACAUCAAUCCUCUGGGAACGUGGUUUUUGCGACUCCGGCCCGCCUCCGGGGGUGAAGAGUUAUAUACCUGGAAAAAAGUCACCUCUUCUGUCAUUGGUAUAAUUACAGGAAAUCCCACUGUUGACAAUUAUGGUCCCAUGGUCAUAAAGAACUGGACUACGGGAGAAGUGUGCAAUCUUGAUUUCAAACCUAGAGGCUGGACGGCGGCUUCCGCCUAUCAUGUAUCCGGCAAGGUCCUGGACAAGGAUGGUGUGCCACACUGGAGUGUUGGAGGCAGAUGGAACGACAAAAUUUAUGCACGAAAGCUCAGUCACGGUGCCUCCCUCUCAGCCUCUGAGAUCACCCCAGACGGGAACUCUCCUCAUGCCAUGCUUAUAUGGCAAAGCAACCCCAGGCCCACUGGCAUACCGUUUAACCUAACUCCUUUCGUCGUCACGCUGAAUGCUAUCCCCGAUAAUCUAAAACCUCAUCUCCCUCCCACCGACACCAGAUUACGACCCGACCAGCGUGCCAUGGAAGACGGCGAGUACGAUUUUGCUGCCACUGAAAAACAUAGGGUCGAGGAAAAACAGCGAGCAAAGAGGAGAGACCGAGAAUCGAAAGGCGAAGAGUAUCAACCUAAGUGGUUUUCAAAAGGUGUCUGCGACACCACAGGUGAAGAGUACUGGGUGUAUAACGGCAGCUAUUGGAAGUCUAGAGCUGCGGGAGACUGGAGUGUUUGUGAAGAUAUUUUCUAA